CUGCACUAUUUUUAUCGUGUCAUAUUAUUUGCUUCUUUGUUUUCCAGGAAAAUAAGGCCUAAGAUGACAAAAUCAAUAUUCUUCAAGAUUCUGGUGCUUGCCUUCCUGGAGCCAGUUUUAGACCAGAAUUUGUAUGGUGUGGCCAUUCAGUACACGUCAGCCACGUUUGCAGCCGCAUCCGUUAACGUCCUCCCGUCCAUCACCUUCAUAAUGGCUGUAAUUUUCAGGAUGGAAAAAGUGAAUCUGAAAAAGACAUCCAGCGUGGCUAAGGUGAUUGGUACGCUAAUAACCGUCACCGGAGCCAUGGUGAUGACGUUGUACAAGGGCCCACCGAUCGGAUUCCUCCACGGCGGCGGCGGCGGCGACCAGAAAUCCGCCGGCAGCGCCGCCGAUCAGCACUGGGUCUCCGGCACUAUUAUGAUGCUCUCUUGCAUAGUGGGCUGGGCCGCUUUCUUCAUCUUGCAAAACAAGACACUAAAAGAAUAUCCGGCGGCCUUAUCAUUAACGUCCUUAGUAUGUUUGAUGGGGACUUUGGAAGGCGGAGUUGUGGCCGUAGUUAUGGAGCGACGCAAGAGUGCUUGGCUCAUCGGCUUCGAUUCUAGGCUUCUUGCUGCUGUCUACUCGGGGAUUGUUUGUUCGGGAUUAGCGUACUACCUGCAAAGCGUAGUGAACAAGACGAGAGGCCCGGUUUUCGUGACCGCGUUUAGUCCUCUCAGCAUGAUUAUCACGGCCAUUUUGAGUGCCAUUAUUUUGGCCGAGCAAGUUCAUCUUGGCAGCUUAAUUGGGGCAGUGAUCAUAGUUUCUGGGCUUUACUCUGUGGUUUGGGGCAAAAGCAGAGAGAAAUUGGGCUCAGACAAGGUAUCGCCACCGUACGAUGAGGGCAAGGCCCAAGAACUGCCGGUGGUCAGCGCUGACGUGGUCCAGAUUAAUGUUAAUCCAAAGUUUAACAAUGACAAGGCUUUCCUACAGCAAGACCCAUGAAACAGUAUGCGUUUGGCCCAAAACCCGUGACCCAUCAUCUUGUUUUUUGUAAUUUUGUUCUGUCUUUUACUUUUUCUUUUUUCUUUUUCCCCUGUUUUUGCUUUGUAAAAUGUGAUGUCUGAUGCGAGCUGCGGCUUUCUAGUCUCUGCUGUUGGAGCAGUGUAUAAUAUAGUUUUCCUUGGGAAAAUCUUGUACUCGGUACAACUAGCUCUAUUAAUUUCUUGUCACAUUCUAAUGUGAAAUUAAGUAUAAUCACUAAAUAUUUUGUUAUGUUUGGUGAAUGCGAUGCAUACGUUUGUUA
This is a messenger RNA of Striga asiatica, 1282 nucleotides long. The record is from the annotation of a GenBank genome assembly. NCBI's taxonomy places the organism in Eukaryota, Viridiplantae, Streptophyta, Magnoliopsida, Lamiales, Orobanchaceae.